AAAUCUUGGGCAGAAGAAUGAUGUGGGGAAACUGGACAACUGUCAAUGAGUUUGUCCUUGUGAGCUUUUCAGCUCUCUCCUCUGAGCUACAGGCUUUACUCUUUCUCCUUUUUUUGGUCAUUUAUCUGAUUACUCUAAUGGGGAAUGUCCUCAUUAUCUUGGUCACUACUGUUGACUCUGCCCUACAAAGUCCUAUGUACUUCUUCCUCAGAAACUUGUCUUUCCUAGAGAUAGGUUUCAACUUGGUCAUUGUGCCCAAGAUGCUGGGGACCCUGAUCAUGCAAGACACAACCAUCUCCUUUCUUGGCUGUGCCACUCAGAUGUAUUUCUUCUUCUUCUUUGGGGCUGCAGAGUGCUGCCUCCUGGCCACAAUGGCAUAUGACCGCUAUGUGGCUAUCUGUGAUCCUCUGCGCUACCCAGUCAUCAUGGGUUACAGUGCCUGUGCCCAGUUGGCAGCUGCCUCUUGGUUCUCAGGUUUUCCAGUGGCCACUGUACAAACCACAUGGAUUUUCAGCUUCCCAUUUUGUGGCCCCAACAGGGUGAACCACUUCUUCUGUGACAGCCCCCCUGUCAUUGCCCUGGUGUGUGCUGACACCUCUCUGUUUGAACUGGAGGCUCUGACAGCUACUGUAUUAUUCAUCCUCUUCCCUUUCUUGCUGAUCCUGGGGUCCUAUGUCCGUAUCCUCUCUACUAUCUUCAGGAUGCCAUCAGAAGAAGGGAAACACAAAGCCUUCUCCACAUGCUCCUCCCACCUCCUGGUUGUUUCCCUCUUCUACAGCACUGCCAUCCUCACAUACUUCCGGCCACGGUCUAGCACCUCUCCUGAGAACAAGAAAGUCCUCUCACUCUUCUAUACAGUGGUGACUCCCAUGUUAAACCCCAUCAUCUACAGCUUAAGGAACAGUGAAGUAAAGGCUGCACUGAAACGGGUCAUCCACAGGACGUGGGCCUUCAGAAACUAAGGCCGACUUAAUAGAAA
This is a messenger RNA of Orycteropus afer afer, 979 nucleotides long. RefSeq names its product olfactory receptor 10A4. Gene Ontology annotation, molecular function: olfactory receptor activity; G protein-coupled receptor activity. The record is from RefSeq and is a predicted model, not a curated record. Lineage: Eukaryota; Metazoa; Chordata; Mammalia; Tubulidentata; Orycteropodidae. Gene Ontology annotation, biological process: G protein-coupled receptor signaling pathway. Gene Ontology annotation, cellular component: membrane.